Molecule: messenger RNA, 3840 nt
Organism: Schistosoma intercalatum
Lineage: Eukaryota; Metazoa; Platyhelminthes; Trematoda; Strigeidida; Schistosomatidae
Source: the annotation of a GenBank genome assembly
AUGAAUGGAAUUAAGUUUAAUUCAGAUCAAAAUGGACUAUUGAAUAAUCAUGCUACAUUAUUUCCUGUUAAUUAUAAUAAUACAAAUUUAUUAAAUUUUGAACAUAUUUCUGAUAACAUUAAUGAAGUUAAUGUAGGACCAUUAUUAAAACAAUUACAUUGUGUUAUUGGAGAAUUAGUUGAAUCAGAAUCAGUUUAUUUAAAAAGUUUAUGUGAUAUUGAAGAGGGUUACUUAUUACGUUUAAAAACAAACCAAAGUGUAGAUCAACAAUUUCUCGAUGUCGUCUUUCAUAAAAUUUCAGAUUUACGAGUUUUUCACGCACAACUUCAUUCUGAUCUUUAUUUGAAUCGUGAAAAUUUUAUUCAACUUGGACGAGUAUUUCUAGUUAAUGCAAAACAUUUUGAAGAGCUCUAUGUGGAUUUUUGUCUUAAUUAUCCAAAAACUAUUCGUUUGCUUGAAGAAGCCCAAAAAUCUCGUACAGAUACUUGGAUAUGUCUUAACAAUUGUCAGUCAGAAUUACAACAUCAACUUCCUCUUGCCACAUAUCUUCUCAAACCAGUACAACGUAUACUCAAGUAUCAAUUAUUUUUACAGGAAUGUGUCAAACAUUUGAGUCAAAUAAAAACAGAACUAUUAAAUUCGAAAUCAUCAGUACCAAGUAGAGAUUUAUCGAUCAAUAACACUGUAGGUCUUUCAGAAAGUAACAGUGAUCAGAAUAACGAUAUAUUGUUGGAGUUUUUCAAUCAUUCUAUUUGUACAUUAAGACAAGCACUGGAACGUAUGAUUCAAGUCGCAGAUCAUAUCAAUGAACGUAAACGUUAUCGUGAAUUAUUAGAUCAACUUCGGAUUACUCGAUUAGAUGUAGAUAAUUGGGGUGAUCUUGUAUUACAUGAUCAUUUUCGUAUACCGGGUAAAAAAGACCUACGUCUUGUUCUCUUGUUUCAGUGUGCACUUAUCCUAUGUAAAUAUACACCGCCUACAUCUUCAUCCGGUAUCAGUUUGUCAACUUCCCAGUCCAUAACUAUCAAUGAUUAUUGGAGCAAUACAACUAAAACAAUGAAAUCACGCGGUGGAUCAGAUAGAAUAUCAGGAAAUUCUAGUCACAUGGUUUCAAAUGUUAGAUCGAUCGAAAUACGUGAAGUGAUUAGUUGUGCUAAUUUAAUGCUAGUUGAAUGUAUCGACAAAGAUCCAUUAGCAUUUCAUAUAUUACCAUUUGAUAAUCCUAAAGCACAACGUACUCUACAAGCAACCAAUUUAGAAAUUAAACGUCUAUGGUGUCGUGAAAUAAAACGUUUAAUCUUAGAAAAUUAUGAUGCAGCUAUUCCGGAAAGAGCAAAACAAAUUGUACUUAACAUGGAUGAUUUAACUUAUGGUCCACCUAUUAAAGAUAUAUCUGAUCUACCUAUGAGUUUAUGUAAUUUACAACAAGUUGGAAAAAAUGAUUUUGAAGAAGACUGUUUAAACCAAAAUUGUUCAAAUGAUCGAGUACAUCGUAAAAGUGAUACAGCUCUUCCAGGUCUUCGAAGCUUUUUAAAUCGGCAAACAAACAAACAUUCAAUUUAUUCAAAUUCAAUUCACACACCUAAUCUAUCUUUGAAUAAUAAUAUCAAUGAAUGUAGAAUACCUUUAUUAGAAAAUGGUUGUAUGUUGAACGGCAAGAAAAACGUUAUCGGUGAUAAAGUCUUACCCUCUGAUGAUGAUAUUAAUAAUUCAACUGAUAGACAUCUUGAUUCAUUACUACACGAAGCCUGGGAGGAAAUAUGGGCUAAACAUCAGCAUUCACCAGUUAAAACAACUUUUGCAAAUGGUCAGUUAGAUUCUUUGGAAAACGGUAAUUUUCAUCAUUAUCAUCAGGAUAAUUGUAAAUUGGACACAGAGGAUGUUUAUUCAUCUGAUUCAAUAGUAACAACAAAAGCGAAUAAUGAUGCAGACUUCCGGUGUAUUGCUGUAGAAAUUAAUGAAGAGAAAUUUGGUCUUUUAUCACCUGUCCCUGUACCGACGUGUACUGUUAAUGAAAAUGAAAAAUACUCAGUAUCUUCCCUAUCUAAAUUAAAUACAGAUUCUUUAAAUUGUGUAAAUAAUUCAGAUAACUACAAAUUUUCUAUUCCUACUUCAUCAUCUCCCUCAUCACAACAUUUAUUACAUUAUUCUUCAUCACCUAAUUUUUCAAUCUGUCAACGAUCAUCACCAACAUUAUUAUCUGAUAAAUCUGUACAUAGUCAUAAUCGUACAACUUCCGUUUAUAUUGACUGUCCAAAUACAUCAUAUUAUGAUGUAAUCACAUUUGGUCGAACUUAUGAACAGUAUAUUGCUAAAGCUCGAGCAAUGGUAGCUUUAUCUCCAAAAGAUUUAGAUGAAAUAUUCAGUCCAUUACGAGAAUUACCAUUUACUAAUAGUGAACAUCAAUUAUCACACUCUUCACUUCAUUAUCACAAUCAAGAUGAUAUAUUAUCUUCUAAUGUUAUCAAUGUAACAACAACUCAUUGUUCAACUGUCCCAUUAAUAUUAAACACAAAUAUUAAUUCAAUGAAACAGUUAUCUGAUACCAAUUCGACAACGACGAUCAAGAAUCGAAAUUGUUUAACUUCUGAUUUGAAAUUAUCUUUAACUAAUCUUACAUCUUCUAUAGAAGAAAAUAAUGGUAAUGAUAAGAGUAAUGAUUAUUGUUCUUCGUCUGGUGCUAGUUCUCCACGACAUUUAGUUAGUUGUAUCGCUGUAACACAUAAUCGAAACGGACUCAAUAGUAAUUUAGCAACAAAAAAUAUAACUGUGGUACCGAGUAACACCACUGCUACACCAGCCGUAACAAUGGACAGUCGUGUAUCAGCUGCAAGAUCGAAUUCACUAUCAUUAGGAUUCCGAACAAGUGAAUCGAAAAAUAAUGUUGAUCUAGUCGAUAAUUUAGAUCGUGGACGAAGACGUUCGAAUCUUGAUUCAAUUGAUAGAACUAUAAAUCGUCAAAAUUCUCAUAUUCAUAUCAGUACUAGAUCUCCUUUAGGUUCACCAAAACGAUCUCAAUCACAUGUAUUUGUAUCAAAUGGUCGGUUAAAUAAAUCCGGUGUUUCUAAACCACCUAGAUUUGUAAGCUACAGGAGUCCACUGGAAUCUGUUGGGAAGUCACUUAAAGCUAACCAUAAUCAAUCGAUGGACCAUGAUAAGCAGUCGACACGAAACAUGACAAACAAUAUUUCAUCUUCCUCUCCGUUAUGUAAUAACUCAUCAAAAGAAGUUAAUAGUGAUGAUGUAUUGAAUAAACGAGGACGUCGAAAGUCGCGUGCACCUGCUCCACCAAUCAAAUUAUUGGAGAAUACUGCUGAAACUACAACGAUGAUUAUGACUUCCACUACUGCUGUUACUACUGUUACUACUACUGCUACUAAUACUAAUACUACUACCACUACGCUUAAAGCUCCAUUAGCAGUUUCCGAAUGUGGCAAAGAGUUUGAGGAUAAUGACGAUGAUGAAUGUUUAGAAUCUGUCUAUCAAGGUCGUGCACGUGCUGUAACGACAUCUUUGCCAGCAAAAUCUAUGAGGUCAAAUAUUCCUUGUUUAACAACUUCGCAAGAUAUUGUCUCUACUUCAUUUCGCAAUACAAUUAAUACUGUAAAUGGAAGUAAUAUAGAGAAACCAGUCAAGCCACCACGAAAACUUAAUAAUAAUACAUCCUCUUCCACUGAAGCUCUGCAUAAAUCUGAAAAGAGUAUAUGUAGUCGGUAUUAUUCUCCAACUUUAAAAAGUCUUCAUCAUCCUUCAACUUCACCACUCAAGUUUCCUCAUGAUAUCCCUUCUCAACAUCGGGGUAUUGUGAAAAAUAUGAUAAGUAAAUUUCAGCAGCCUUAA